GACUAUCAACACAACCAGUCUUGAACGCYUCUGUCUUUAAAAGGGUGUGUUGAAAAAUAGUUUAAAAAUGAGUGGUCUAGUAAAAGCCAAGCAGUAUGACUGGAAAGACUCGAAUUUAGCUCUUUUUGGAACAGACGUAGAGAAAAAUGUGAAGAAAGAAUCUGCUGAGACUGAAAUAGCUUGGAAAGGUGCGGGGCAGAAAGUUGGCCUUCAAAUAUGGCGAAUUGUAAAAUUCACGGUUACGCACUGGCCAAAAGAGGAAUAUGGCAAAUUCUAUAAUGGAGACUCUUACAUUAUCCUAAACACCUACAAGGAUAAAGAAUCAGAUGAACUUCAUUAUGAUGUACACUUCUGGAUUGGUAGACAUUCCACGCAAGAUGAGUAUGGCACAGCUGCCUACAAGACUGUAGAACUUGAUACUUUGCUUGAUGAUAAACCAAUUCARCAUAGAGAAGUGGAGGAACACGAGUCAUCUUUAUUCCGUAGCUACUUCAAAAAAUUUGAACUAAUGGAAGGAGGAGCUGAAACUGGAUUUAGGACAGUACAACCAGAGAAAUAUGAACCGCAUUUGUUCCAUGUCAGUGGUAGUAGAAAAAAUGUGAAUGUUAAACAGAUUCCACUGUGCAAACAGARUUUGAAACAACAGGAUGUCUAUGUCAUUGAUUUGGGUUUGGAAGUUUACCAGUGGAAUGGAGUAAAUUCCAAUAUGAUGGAGAGGUAUGGAGCUGGUAAUUUCAUUACUGAAUUACGGUCUAAACGUGGAGGAAAACCUUCAUUACAAGUACUUGAUGACCAAGAAGAUGGAGAUAUUCCUGAGGAUCUGGAGGACUUGUUUGGUCAGGCAGCCGAUCCCACURAUGAGYCUCAAGUAAGUCCAUUAUGAAAACGGUCGCACUUGCAUGAAUAUGAUUUCUUUUUUUCUUGUCUCUAUUUUUUUGUUCUUUCAUUUCAGCCAAAAAUUCAGGAUGAUGAAACUACAGAGAAAGUACUUUUUAAAUUGUCUGAUGCUGGGGGUCAACUAGACUUCAUAGAGAUUGCACGAGGAAAAGCUGUCAACAACAGGAAAACACAGCUUAGAAGUGAUGAUGUCUUCAUUCUUGACGUUGGUAAGCACUGUUUUGUUUGGAUUGGGAAGAAUGCCAGUACACAAGAGAAAAAGAAUGGGAUGACCUAUGCCCACMGAUAUCUGURUCAAACGCCACAUCCUCUUAUUCCCGUGAGCUGUAUGAACGAAGGCUGCGAACAAAAAGAAUUUCUUGAUGGCUGGAAGUAAUACAGUACCUCGACAAUUAACGAAAUAUUGGUCAAACGGCCAGCACCUUCAAUGUAGUCAAGACAGCUAGUAUUAUUAGACAAAUAAAAUUCUUCACGGAAAGCAAUGUACAAGCACAAUCCAACAAUCAUGGACAAAUUGCCUAACAAAUGUUUAGAUGCUUUUUAUAGUGUUCUAUGGUUGUAUCUCAAGCUACAUAAUUACAACACGUAAUUUACAAGAUGACGGGUCGCGAAAAAGGCUUCAAAGCUAAGACUGAAAGUGAUCUUGUAUACUGAGGAAUUCGAAUUGUAUUUGCCUAAACAUACAUUACACCAUUACUCGUAGAGAAAGUAAUUUUAUUCUGGUACAUGUAAUCUUUUCGCCUUUUAAAAGACACUGUUAUAUUCAUAAUAUCAGUUUGCUUUCCCGUGUUCCCUUUCGGUCUUAGCUUUGAUGCAGUAACCUUUUGAGACCCGAUUACGUUUUUAGAAUAAGGUGUAUAUGAGUAGUGAGGUUAUCUACCAUCCCACACCCCGUCGCUGUUGAUGCAGCAUUGUAUCAGGGAUAAGAGUCAUGAUAAACUCGUUUGUCCUUGAUUGUAGGUAUCCAUCUAURGAUGCUUUCCAUUUAGGCAGAACUGACCGGGCAGUCCGCUCUAUUUAGAGGUAUAUAAUGCUUUUUGUCAACAUUUAUCAGUCAUUUCGAGGUUUUCUAUAGAAUAAUGGAUAGAAUUUGAAAAUUUGAAUUUCCUAACUAAAUAGGAAUGAUAURCAAUSACAUUUUCUCUUGGUCUGGCCAGCCAGUUCUGACAAAUGGAAAGCGCCCUAUUACACCUAUUUUCAGUUUUGCUAUCAGCAAUAGACUAUUAGCAUGRUGGUUUUACUACAACGAACACCAAACCUUGCACAYUUCCUUCUGACUUCUCUUCCACUGGAGAUUAGUAAAAUAAUUGGGAUUAAUGAGAUACACGUKGUAGUUAGUGGUGCCAGAGUUAGUAGAAGGGAACUAGUUCCCCUCUACUAACUCUGGUGGAGCCAUAAUGCAGAUGGCCUAUCGGAUUAAUUAGUAUGAUGAACAUUACAUCUCCUGCUACUCAUGUUUUAUUGACCUCCAUCAUUAUUGACGCUCCAGGAAACCCAGUAAUUUCAAUGAUUGACGUAUAUUUAAAAAAUGAUAAUAUUUCACGAUGUUUGGUGCUUCAACUGUUUUAACUUGUUUUCGAGUUUUCUGGUGAAGUUAAAAAGAAGAAAACUAAAAUCAAAAUAUUAAAAUCAAAAUUGUAAAAUAUUGAUACUCUGAAAAAAACAGAACUUUUACAAUCUGCAAUAUGGGGGACAAAAUUGUAGAACUACUUUCACAAGAUAGCAAAAAAAMUUGUUUUGUCCCCUAGAUGUUGCUGUUUCGUCAUCGCGUGCAAGAGAUCUAUAGGGUUCCCUAGACGCUGCGAUAUGAAUGGUGAGGGUAGUAGUUAAAGUAUAGGACUCUAACGGUGUCUUCUUGAGUUUGGAUUGUCCGUAUCAAACUGCAUAGCUGUCAACCCUCCCGGAUUAGCCGGGAGUCUCCAGAAUUUGAGCCUCGUCUCRCUGUCUCCCGGAUAAUCGGCAAACUUUAAAAAAUAUGGUCUUGUAUUAAUGUUUGACCCAAAAUAUUACCGCUUACGAAAAAGCUACUUUUUGAAUCAUGAGCUUACUUGUUACUUACGAUUCUUAAUUUUUUUUGUUCAAUAAUAAAUGUAGCUUUGCUUCCUGACCAUGUAGCCGCCCCUUUUGUUGUGUUAUGUCAUGUAACCUCAGGAAUCCCAAAAUCCAACAAUUUAUGUUAAUUAGGUUUUUACGAAUCUCCAGAAUUGAAAAGUCGGGGGGGUUGACAGCUAUGAAACUGGAUCCGACAGAUGAAGUGUAUGCCUUUCCUACUACAUAUUUCUACCUUAUAGCAGCAGUAUACAAUUAUAAGCCAAUUGUUUAGAAAAUGUCUCUAAAUAUACAGUAGUUUCUUUAGUUCAAUCAGGAAAGGUCUUUCAAACUCAUCAAUAAUGAACGUUCAAUAAGUAAAAAAAAUCUUUUCAACGAUGAA
Molecule: messenger RNA, 3328 nt
Organism: Exaiptasia diaphana
Lineage: Eukaryota; Metazoa; Cnidaria; Anthozoa; Actiniaria; Aiptasiidae
Product: gelsolin-like protein 1
Exons: 14
Coding region: 68-883 (271 amino acids)
Molecular function (GO): actin filament binding
Source: RefSeq, a predicted model, not a curated record